CGUCAAAAUGGCGUCCUCUUUUAACAUUGUUAUUGGUCGACCCACAUUGACCGAAAUUCGAGCUGUGGUUUCCCAAUCUCACCUCUGCAUGAAAUUCCCCACUCCUAUGGAAAUAGCAACAUAGCGAGGAAACCAGGAGGUGGCCAGACACUGUUAUAUCACCUCGGUAACACAACCCAUGAAGGGCAAAACUCAGACACCCGAAGCCAUUCCCCAGCAAAUUUCUGAUAAUCAGCAAGUUAUGGGUGUUGAGAUCGUAGAUAAUCAACCGGAAGAUGAAACCAGAGCUGCUCCGGUCGAAGAUGUUGAAGAAGUGCUCGUUGAUGACAGAGAUCCGAGCCGAAAAACGCAGAUCGGAACUAGAUUGAACCCGGAGGAGAGAGCAGAACUGAUAGCUUUUCUCCGAGCUAACAAUGAUGUAUUUGCGUGGACUUCGGCAGAUAUGCCAGGAAUUCCAACUUCAGUAUAUCAACAUAAGCUCAGUACCAACCUGUUGAAGAAACCAGUGGCCCAGAAGCGCAGUCUCUUCGGGGGGGAGAGGCUUCAGGCUAUUAAAGAAGAGGUAGAGAAACUCCUACAAGCUGGUUUUGUCCGGAAAGUUGAUCACUGUGAAUGGGUGGCUAACCCAGUUCUGGUGAAGAAGGCCAAUGGCAAAUGGCGAAUGUGUAUUGAUUACACAAAUCUUAACAACGCCUACCCCAAGGAUUGCUAUCCAAUGCCGAGCAUUGACAAACUAGUUGAAGCGGCUUCAGGCAAUGAGACGUUAAGCCUCUUGGACGCAUAUUUGGGGUAUCACCAGGUGCCAAUGGCUCCAGAAGACGAAGAGAAAACUGCGUUCUAUGCUGGCGAUGAAAUUUAUUGUUAUGUCAUGAUGCCGUUUGGCUUGAAGAAUGCAGGUGCUACUUAUCAGAAAAUGGUGACCAUUGUCUUCCACGCCCAGAUUGGCAAGAACCUGGAAGUAUAUGUCGAUGACAUUGUAGUAAAGAGCCUCAAAGCAGAAGACCAUCUCGCCGACCUCGACGAAACCUUUAACAACCUCAGAAAGAACAGGAUGCGGUUAAAUCCAGCCAAAUGCAUUUUUGGAGUGGAGUCCGGCAAAUUUCUAGGUUUCAUGGUGUCCCGAAGGGGAAUUGAGGUCAAUCCAGAGAAGAUCAGAGCAAUUGCCGAGAUGGAACCGCCGAAAUCAGUGAAGGAUAUACAAAGGCUGACUGGAAGGGUGGCAGCUCUGCAUCGGUUCAUAUCGAAGUAGCAGAUAAAUGUCUACCGUUUUU
Rubroshorea leprosula is the source of this 1271-nucleotide messenger RNA. Lineage: Eukaryota; Viridiplantae; Streptophyta; Magnoliopsida; Malvales; Dipterocarpaceae. The record is from the annotation of a GenBank genome assembly.